Molecule: messenger RNA, 864 nt
Organism: Eruca vesicaria subsp. sativa (arugula)
Lineage: Eukaryota; Viridiplantae; Streptophyta; Magnoliopsida; Brassicales; Brassicaceae
Source: the annotation of a GenBank genome assembly
AUGGCUACAACAAGAUUUAAUGUCUCUUGCCGCUUUCCCGCGAGCAUAAGAGUCCAUUACAAGAGCUAUGUCGGUCUGAAAGCAAUGACGGAGAGGAUUAGCUAUCCCCAAACCCUAGCCACUCCUCGACACCAUCUUGUCCGAAUAGGAAAAGAAGAUCGGAGUUUGGUGGUGAGUGCUGAAAUGGCAGGUGGGGAGACACCGAAAAUAAGCAAUCCAGGAAAACCGAAGGGGUUUAUCGAGGAAAUGAGGUUCGUUGCCAUGAGAAUGCAUCCGAAAGACCAGGCAAAAGAAGGCAAAAGAGAGUACAAAUAUCCCCAAGACGGUCCUAUUGCGACGUGGAAGUUUACAGUCGAAGGGUAUUUGAUGUUUCUCGUGGAAAAUAAGCUUGUGUUCGACACGCUUGAACGAAUAAUUCACGACUCUACUGUCCCAACAUAUGCGAAGUUCAAAAACACAGGAUUGGAAAGGGCAACUAAUUUGGGUAGGGAUUUGGAGUGGUUUAAGGAACAAGGUUACGACAUUCCCGAGCCAAUGGCUCACUGUGAAAUAUAUUCAAAGUACUUAGAGGAUAUAGCAGAGAAUGAUCCUCCAGCAUUCAUCUGUCACUUCUACAACAUCUACUUUGCACAUAGCGCCGGUGGUCGAAAGAUUGGGACGAAGGUAUCUGAGAGAAUACUCGACAAUAAAGAACUUGAAUUUUAUAAAUGGGACGGCCACAUUUCUGAAUUGUUAAAGAAUGUGAGUGAAGAACUGAACAAAGUCUCUGAGUUGUGGACGAGGGAAGAGAAGAAUCAUUGUUUGGAAGAGACAGAGAAAGCGUUCAAGUUUUAUGGGGAGCUUUUUCGUUCCUUGGUGUCCUGA